CUUUGUUCAGUCUCUUAUAUUUAAUUAAUACAUAUGUACAUAUCCUCCUGUUCCUGAUCUCCUGUUCCGUUCUUGUGCAGUUACAUCGACUCUACCCAUCACAUUCCUUUCCUUCAUCAACUGUCCUGUCCUGUCCUGUGAGUGUGAGGCUUAUUAUAGACCAACCUCCAGACUGACUGACUGUCUCUUGUCUUUCACUUAUACACAUUCUCUCCUCUCAACCUCCUCUCCCCCAUCUUAUCUACAUACCUCAACUUUCUCUUCGUACCUGAGACUCGGAUCAUCCUCUUUGUAUCAAAAACAUACCAGAGUUAAACUCCACCAACCACUCACUCACUCUCUCUACUACUACACCACCACUACAGUCCAAAACAGAGCCACAUGCCAUUCCCCAUCUGACAUCCACUUCUUUGUCCGCCUUUAGACCGUGAAUUUAAAGAACAAAACGAGGCUUCUUUUUUAAUUUCCCGCCUUUUCCUCUCUCUCAUACAAGAAUUCCAAUCUCGUACCUUUGUCAGUCAGCCUCUUGUCUCCCAACCCUUCUUUUAAAUCUCUUUAUCUCAGCUUGCCUCGUUCCUAUCUUGCUUCUUCCCCAACUCUAGAACAACUCUCCACAUACUCACCCACUCACUCACUCACAACUACGACUACAACUUCAAACCAACCACCCUUUUUGAGGCUUCUUUCUAUAUAAGAAACCCUUCAACCCUACAAGUCGACUUGAUGAGAUCCGCUGCUGUUUAUCCUUCCGAGAGACGUGAUCCUCGGUGUAUUAAUCUUCCCUUGAAUCGACUUCGAUCUUCAAAGAUGCAUAUCUCGGAUGACUUCCAGACGCUUUGCGAGCGUGUCCAAACAAUGGUUCGCCAACGACGCCGUAAGGAAAAGCGUCACAUGGAAAUUUCUGCACCUUUUGGCUUCGAAAAGAACCCAGUCAACCUCCCAGGAGUAUCAGAGGAGCAACUCUCUAUGCUUCGAGAACAAGCUGCCGCCAGUCGAAUCGGCAUCGCAGACCCUGCCAGUCCUACCGCCCCUCGCUCACCCUGCUCAACCUCGAGCCUCUUCUCCCAUCCAGUCCGACCACCCAUCAAGACUGUUCCAACAUCCACUUCUCUCUCGUCCACCGACAGCCUCAACUAAUCGAGUGUGGACAUUUAUCAUUACUAUUGUUUUUGCCGCUAUUAGAGGUUUUAUCAGGGGCGUCUGAAGAAAGGAAACACAACACUGGCUUGGGUCUAUGGAAAGGAGCAACUGUACGAUACACACGGAAUGGAUUGGAAUGGAAUGGUAACAAAAUUGGGCGGAUCAUGGGGAGUUGGGCAUCUACGGAACCACGGGAACGGGAACGGGAACGGCAACAUUACAGAAUAUCAUCAUACCCGGCGUAAUCUAAUCUGAUUAAUUCUUUCACCGACAUUGUUGCUCUCAACUUCUCCCGCUGGUACCCCUAAAAUUAGGGGUUCUGUGCUAAGCUGUACCGGUGUCAGUUAGGAAUGUGAACGGAACAAUGUCGUUGACGGGGAGCGUGACAUGUUGUUUCAUUUCAAGGUCUAAGACAUGCAUGCACGCAUGCGUCCAUCCUCG
Messenger RNA from Fusarium verticillioides 7600, 1581 nucleotides. RefSeq lists its product as hypothetical. Bases 724 to 1137 code for a protein of 137 amino acids. The record is from RefSeq and is a predicted model, not a curated record. The transcript is spliced from 3 exons. Lineage: Eukaryota; Fungi; Ascomycota; Sordariomycetes; Hypocreales; Nectriaceae.